AUGACCAACCGCAUUUCAUUCCAGAACGCAUAUUUCGAGCGAUUGGUAGAUUUCCCCGUGGUGAUAUGCCGCGAAUGCCAGUAUGGUGUUUGGCCCAGCCAGAUCGAAGGCCAUUUACAGCGUGCCCACCAGCAUAUAUCUCCCAUGAUCCGGAUUCAGCUUGGCGAUGAGGUUCGCAGCUGGCCCAAUAUCGCCAUUGAUCCCAUUGAGCUGGAGAUUCCACCAACCCGAACCCAGGCCAUUCCCCAGCUCAUUGGCCCAUUGGAUGGUUGGCAAUGUCAAUUAUCACCACAGUCAUGUGUAUAUAUAUGUCAGAGUAUCAAUGCCAUGCGGAACCAUUGGUAUAACCAGCACGGCUGGAGCCGGACUUCCCACCGAGGCCACCCCACGAGAUCCACCAUGCAGACCAUCCAGGAGCAGCAGAAACAGGCGUGUCGACGGGUUCCAUGCCAGCGAAUAUUCCCCCGGAAGACCGGGUCCCAGUAUUUCGCCAUUAUCGAUGAAAAAGAGGACUCCGAUCCUAUUCCCACCACACCUGGAUCCAUGAUUUGGGAACAAGCCAGCCGGCAAUAUGCGGAGUACGAGAAGCAAGCCGCGGAGCAGAUCCAGCACGGCCAUAUUGAUGAGGCCAAUCCGUGGCUCCGUCGGACGGGCUGGGUGCCAUAUCUGCACUCAUUUUCCAGUACCCAGUUAUUGGAAUAUAUCGACAUGCCCGCCAUGGACGACGCUGUGAACCACUCCCCCGUGGCCGAUCUCGACGAACAUGCCAUCCAGGCCAUAUGGACGGCCAUGGGCCAGGUGGGACAGAUCAGCCAGCAGUCCGUCAUCCACACCGGCGUGUUUGUGCGCAUGGAAGCCAUCCGAACCGAACGGCAUCAAACCCGGUAUCAGCCACUGGAGGCAUAUCAGGAUCUGGAGACUAUGACGGAGCGUGUUCGUCCAUGGCAGCAGAUGUUGAUGUUUUUUUGGCGGACGCAGCAAUGUGCAUCCGACGAGAGGCAUCCCCCAUAUCGAUUCACCCAACGACAACGUGCCGCAUGGAAUCGACUGGUGCAGGUUGCUCAUCCCCAGAUCCCACCCCAGAAUCCCAGACGGUCCAUAGUAUUGCAACCCGGUCAGCGGCGCCCAUGGGAACUCAGCCCAUCGCCCAUAUCCAGCGAGUCGUCCCACUCCGAAGACGAAUCAUUCACCGACGAUGAUGAGAUGGAUGAGGAGAUCCACGAGGAUCCCGAGCUAGAUCCCAAGCUGGAUCCCGCUCCACAGAGCGCCAUUCCACCAUUAACCCCCCUCCAGCGGGCGUGUUUGGACUUUUGCAUCGAGCUGUUGAACCAGCGUGUGGUACACCGGGAAUACGACUGCGCAUUGGUGGGUGCCAUGGCCGUGUUGGGCGUUCGCGAUCGAGGUGGAUGGCGGACCCCGGAGGAUUACCCGCCCAUUUUGUCCAAAGUGAUCAAACUGGCCCGGUUCAUGGUGGUCCGGAAAGCCAUGGAACUGGCGGAGAACGAGGACGACGCUGAACCCGCCAGUUCCAUGCAGGAGAACGACUGGGACAGGUGUUUGCAGUGGGUGACGCAGAUGAUGGACCGGUUCAUGGUGCGUGGAUCCCAGAGCCCAAUGCAGUGGAUGUUGGAUUUACGGACGUAUGGGUUGAAGAUCCAUUACAACACCACCACGGAGGGCCAUGUGACGUGGCAGAAUAGUGAUGAGCUGUUAUAUAAAGAUGUCAAAUUUACAAUGCGGCAGUUCCGUGGCAUGGUCGACCACACGGUACGGGAUGCACGGCGGAUCUUGAUGGAGGAUUUGCUGCAAUGCGCCCCCGAUCAGGUGCCCGUGAUUCCAUGGGAUCAGCUAUAUGAUAACCCGUUCAAUGAGGACCCCCAAUGGAGUUUUGUGCAGGAUCCGCGGACCCCAUGGCCCGUCGAUGGCACCGGCUGGCUAUGGCAGCAUAUCCAGGAUCAUCCCCCAUUAUGCCGUCGAUUGAUCCAGGCCGACGGCCACGGCAUUCAGCCCAUCCGCUGGCAGGCAUUCCACCGUCAGCACGUUUUUGGAGAAGCUGCUGGCGGCGGUCCAAUUCACAUGGGGCCAACCCGCUCGUGCCCCGGAGUUGUUGAGCAUUCGACAUGA
Molecule: messenger RNA, 2124 nt
Organism: Talaromyces marneffei
Lineage: Eukaryota; Fungi; Ascomycota; Eurotiomycetes; Eurotiales; Trichocomaceae
Exons: 2
Coding region: 1-2124 (707 amino acids)
Source: RefSeq, a predicted model, not a curated record